Molecule: messenger RNA, 1455 nt
Organism: Rotaria sp. Silwood1
Lineage: Eukaryota; Metazoa; Rotifera; Eurotatoria; Philodinida; Philodinidae
Source: the annotation of a GenBank genome assembly
AUGACCGAUGCUUUGUGUUCCUGCUGUCAAAUCUUUGGCCAACCUAAAGCACGAGUAAAUUUCAUUAUUCUUGCUUGUGGACCAGACAGUGUUGCAUAUCAGCGAACAACAUAUUUACUUCAAAAAUAUCCCGAAACAAAUACACCAAUACCGGAUAGCAGUUUGACCAAUUAUGAUACACUAAUGAGCAUUAACAGUCGGAUACAUAAUCUUCGAAAUUCAGUCUCAGAGAUCGAUUCGUCGACAACAGAUUCAUCAGAUAAAUGUUGCUAUGGAUUUUUACGUUUUCCGUAUUGUAUUGAUAAUUCAUCGGAUACUAGCGAAGGUGAAAUGUUUCAAAAACAUCUUCUUGAUCUUCUCAAUGAAAAAGUGGAUAAAAAUCUACAAGAACCACCAGCGAAAGUAGAACUUCCUAGUUGGGUUCUACUCUAUGGAUCGAUAUAUUUGGAACCAGUCGUACUUGACAUAUUCAUCAACCUGAAAGAUCAAAACGUACCACUUGUUACCAACACUUUUGCUGUUCUCGGUUUAAUAGUCAACGAAAAACAACUCUUUGAAAGUUGGCUAUGUCGGAACGUAGCUUUUGAAGAUUAUGAAAACAAUACUUAUCCUAAAUAUGAACAACGCAUUGAAGCAUUCUUUUCUUUUUUGAACUCAUCCAAAGGUCUUCAAGAACACACAAUACUUAUCGAAGAGAGCCAAGAUUUCAAUAAUAAUGAAUUACAAGAAAUCUUGAAACAUUUAUUUCGACAGCGUAGCUCUAAAUAUUCAUCUAUCAACAGUGAUCUUCGAUCUUCAAUGAAAAAAUUAUUGAAAUAUCGCCAUCGAAAAGUAAUAGAUGUCAAAUUCGUCAGAGGGAACUUAUUGAAAUCUUAUGGAGAAAAUUCAAAAAUCCCACUAGAAUCUCUCGUUACUCGUUUGAAACAUUAUGAUACAGCUGGUCAAGCAGCUCGUGAAGUAAUUCAUUUGGUAGUUAAUGAAUUUACUUGCGUGAAUAAAGAGCGAAAACGUGCAUACAAACGGCAACUACUUUGCGGAUUUAAUGAAUCAGAUCCUCAAAAUUCGAAUACAGUCGCAGCGCAAAUGAUUUUUUAUGCUCUUCGAUUGCUUCAGAAUUAUGAUGAUGCAACAGUUCCAUUUCUUUAUGCAAUCAUCUGGGUCAUCUGUAAAAUGGUCACACAUUUCGUCUUUCGUCAUGAAUUAUUCAACAAUACAUCAGAAAUUUUUACGUUGAGUCUCUUGCUUGUUAGUCAACAGCAUUAUGCUCUUGUCAUCGGUGGUCUUCACCUUUGUUCGAGGAUACUCAAUGCUGAUCAAAAUGAACAUAAAUAUGCUGGUGCUUAUUUAAAACAUGAUCCAUUGACAGCACGAAAAAUCUUAGAUGCGAUCAAAUGGCUUUUGUCACCUUUUCAACAACUGAGAAAAUUGUGGGAUGAAAAAACAGAUGCGAAGUAA